Dermacentor silvarum is the source of this 485-nucleotide messenger RNA. RefSeq lists its product as uncharacterized. The record is from RefSeq and is a predicted model, not a curated record. The transcript has 4 exons. Gene Ontology annotation, molecular function: ornithine decarboxylase activity. Gene Ontology annotation, cellular component: cytoplasm. The coding region runs from base 3 to 485 and encodes 160 amino acids. NCBI's taxonomy places the organism in Eukaryota, Metazoa, Arthropoda, Arachnida, Ixodida, Ixodidae.
UAAUGAAUACGCUUCUGAAGAGAAUUCUCCUUACAUCUGGUGGUGCAAGAAAACUGAAAUUCUACUCAUUGAUGUCGACGAACACGGCCACGGAAGAAAUGUUGAAUGUCUCAGUUCCGGAGCCUUCCUCACCAUGCCAAACGGAUGACGGAAGCUGCAUCUACACUCAAGGUUCCAUUCCCGACGUGGCACGGGACAUUAUUUCUAAGCGGCAUACAGAGGACGAUGCGUUCUUUGUGUGCGACCUGCGGGACAUAACCAGGAAGGUCAUCCUUUGGAAGGAAUGUCUCCCAAGGAUCGAGCCCUUUUACGCAAUCAAGUCCUGUAGAGACCCUGUGGCAUUGAACGCCCUCAACAAUCUUGGCAUCAGCUUCGACUGCGCAAACAAGGUAUGCAGGAACGAAAAUGACGACCCUCCCGUUGGUUCAAUUGAGAUCAAGUACAAUGAGAUGUUUCAUGAACCAAGGCUAGAAUUGUGGUUGUGA